CAGGCAGCCAGCCAGCAGCCAGCCUUCUUCAGGAGCCCAGUCUCUCUACCAGCGUCAGCCUAGACAACAACGCCACAAGGCGAACACUUUUAUAUUAUUACCCCUGAUCGCCGGGAAAGGGUUAAGAUACAUUUCUUAAUUCUCUUUCUUACUUUGAUAUCGGCACAAGAAGUGUUAUUACGCCGCUGCGGAUACUUUAAACACUCGUCAAGCCGAAAUAAGGAGCGUUGCCGCCUUUCAACCAUACACAUCCACGCGUCGUUAGCAAUGUCUUUUAAACGUGAAGGAGAUGACUCGAGCCAGCUGAAUCUGUUAAAGAAGCGGAGGGUGGCUGAUCUGCUGGUGGCAAACAUUGCCGAAGACGAGGCGAUGUUGUGUAGCAAUGGCAGGCUGGCGUGCACCGUGUGCCCCCAUCGGCCCGUCUUCGACACCGUCGAUGUCCUCGCGUCGCACCGUCGGGGCAAGCGCCACCUACAGAGUUUGCAGAAACACUAUGGCAGGAAGCUUGACCUGAAGAAUGAGCUACUGAAAAGGAAACACAGGGCCUACGUGGAAGCAGAGAGCGGCACAGCCCAGGAGGACCCGGCUCCGCUGCUGAGUGAGACCCGUCAAAAGGCGUAUCACGCCCUGCUCAAGAGUGCUCCCUACAACAGCUGCUGCCACAAGAGAAGAGUUCCGAGCGAUGAAGGUUCGGAGAGCGCGAGCGGUGGCUGCAGUCGUGGCGCGGAGCAGCGAGCGGAAGCGCGGGACUCUCCCUCCUCGCCGGGACCGGCACCAUCUCCCCGUCUCCCUGCCGCCGCCGCCGCCUCCUCAGCUCCCUCGCCGUCUGCGCCUCAAGGCGCUGCCGCCGGUGCCGAGAGAAGGGGGGUGACAAAGUCUGAGAAGUGCAAGAGCAAGGGCGCACGGGACGUGCCGUGCCAGCCCGCAGAUCCGGCCAGGAGGCAUGAGCUGGAACAUUACCUCCACCUCAAAAGUUUGGGCUGGGUCCGCAACAGGGACGGACAGUGGGAGAAGGAUGAAGACGUGGAGUUUGACUCGGACGAGGAGGAACCUCCCGUCAUCGCUCCUCUUCCUCCCAUGGUGCCUCAAGCAGAUACAAUCAACAUUGCUCCACCUCCACUCUCUCAGCCCUCCGAUCACCCAACUCCCCAUCGGCAGAAACGGCAGCAGCCACCGGGCAUCUUUAAGCGGCGGUGAUGUCCCCGUAGCGCUCUGUGCCUGGCUAGGUGCACGUUGAGGCUGUCGCCGUGAAGUGUCGAAUGCUCGCUGGCGAAGAGUUCCACAGGGCGGAACGAGGUGUCCCGUGUGUUACUCACCGAGACGAUUAGAAUCAUCGGAGCACUCGUGCCUGGCUAGGUGCACGUCAAAGACUCACCAGAAGGAAGUCCGGGGCAGACGCAGGCAUUGUGGGUCACAGACAGCGGCGACUGGCACAUCAUCGCAAGAUAUUUCCAUUAUGAUGUGAAAUGUUAUUUGUCACUGCGCUGGCCUUGUGAAAGUCUUCAGAAAUGGAGGGGGUGCAACUGGAAAAAUACUUGAUACUCAGUAAUGGUCAUCCUCCAAAAGAUAUGCUUGUGUUGAGAGUAUUUAAAACAUUUUAUUUUUUUACCAGGUAAGGCCCACUGAACUAUACAGCUGUUUUUUCAGAAGCGACAAGGCCGCAGAUGAUAGCUCAACGAAGUGGCUCAUCAAGUGGAAAUUUACAGCAGCCAAAUACUUUCUCAAUGCAUGUUGCAAAAUGUGGAGGGGGAAAACUGGAGGACCCAGAGAAAAAUCCACAUGGCCACGGGGAGAGAAAGUCCAAAUAUGCAGCGGGCAUCAGGGUCAGGAUUGAACCCACUUCCUCCUGCAUAUCAGGCGAGGUCGUUAACAUCAAUAUCGCAGGUUGUUUCAGGUUGUGUGUGUUGAUCUUCACAUUGUGUUCUUGUUGAGUGCGGGUUACUUUGAAACUGACAUUGGGCUUGACGGGAUCCAAUGAGAUUUUCCACAUUCCUGGAAAGUUGGUCCAAAGGCUUAAGCGUGCCAUAAGAUCCUUGAGUGAUUUCAUACGUCAUACAAAAAACAAAAGCAGGACUUGUUUUUCCGAAGUUUUAUUUAUUUUUUAUAACAUUCAAAAUUUUGUACAUAAAAAACAUGAAUAAAAAUGUAUGGAUUUUUUUUUUACCAUGAA
Lethenteron reissneri (Far Eastern brook lamprey) is the source of this 2170-nucleotide messenger RNA. RefSeq names its product sodium channel modifier 1 (gene SCNM1). Gene Ontology annotation, cellular component: nucleus. Gene Ontology annotation, biological process: RNA splicing. NCBI's taxonomy places the organism in Eukaryota, Metazoa, Chordata, Hyperoartia, Petromyzontiformes, Petromyzontidae. The record is from RefSeq and is a predicted model, not a curated record.